AUGCAUCGGCAAGGACGGGGAUGCCCACCCGUGACCUCGUGUUUGCACAGGCAAGACCAAUGUCAAGGACGAGGAGCUGGACGCCAUGCUGCAGGAGGCCUCGGGGCCCAUCAACUUCACCACCUUCCUGAACAUGUUCGGGGAGAAGCUGACCGGUACGGAUGCCGAGGAGACCAUCCUGAACGCCUUCAAGAUGCUGGACCCCGAGGGCAAAGGCAGCAUCAACAAGGACUACAUCAAGAGGCUGCUCAUGUCCCAGGCUGACAAGAUGACUACGGAGGAGGUCGACCAGAUGUUGCAAUUUGCAAAGAUCGACGCUGCAGGCAACCUGGACUACAAGGCGCUGAGCUAUGUGCUCACCCAUGGGGAGGAGAAGGAGGAAUGAGGGGUGCCCCACCCCACCCCCACUGGGUGGGGCCAGUUCAAUAAACCCGAACCCACCAACCUGCCUGCAAGUGUCUGUGGGGAGGG
Molecule: messenger RNA, 471 nt
Organism: Myotis davidii
Lineage: Eukaryota; Metazoa; Chordata; Mammalia; Chiroptera; Vespertilionidae
Gene: MYL5
Product: myosin light chain 5
Exons: 4
Coding region: 86-385 (99 amino acids)
Cellular component (GO): cytoplasm
Molecular function (GO): calcium ion binding
Source: RefSeq, a predicted model, not a curated record